Diceros bicornis minor is the source of this 8238-nucleotide messenger RNA. It is a transcript of the gene BMP2K, whose product is annotated as BMP2 inducible kinase. The coding region runs from base 498 to 3902 and encodes 1134 amino acids. The record is from RefSeq and is a predicted model, not a curated record. Lineage: Eukaryota; Metazoa; Chordata; Mammalia; Perissodactyla; Rhinocerotidae. The transcript has 16 exons. Gene Ontology annotation, biological process: protein phosphorylation. Gene Ontology annotation, molecular function: ATP binding; protein kinase activity.
GGGUCCCACUCGGGCGGCAGCAGCGCCGCGGCCUGCGAUCCGGAGGGUGUGCGGUCUGAGAGGUCCAGCCCACUCCCCGGAGAGGCCGGCCGCCACGCCCCCUCCCGUAGCUCCCUCCCUCGCGCCCUCCCGUUGGGCUCGCGCCCUCGGCGCUGAGUGAGGCGGCGAGGGCGCUCGGGGCACUGGAGGAGGCGGUGGCGUCGCCCCCGCACUCGGGCCCGCCCCCUCGCGCCCCGCCCCGCCCCGUCCCCGCCCUCCCCGCCGCCCUCUGCGGGAGCCGGGCAGCUGCAGCGGAGCCGCGGAGCGGGCGGCGGGGCUGGGGCAGUGCGCUCGGGGCGCGCGGAAUGUGAGGCUCAGCGGGCCACAGCGCGCGCGGACGCUCAGAGGGGCGAGGGGCGGCGACCCCUCGAGGACGCCCGGCCGCGCGCCCGACCGGGGACUCGUCCUCUCGCUCGCCCGUGCGCGCGCCCCGCGCCCUCCAGCGCGCCGGCGGGACCAUGAAGAAGUUCUCUCGAAUGCCCAAGUCGGAGGGCGGUGGCGGCGGCGGAGCGGCGGGUGGCGGGGCCGGGGCCGGGGCCGGCUCUGGCUCCGGGAGCUCGUCUCUGGGGGUCCGGGUGUUCGCGGUCGGCCGCUACCAGGUCACCCUGGAGGAGACGCUGGCCGAAGGUGGAUUCUCCACGGUUUUCCUCGUGCGGACACAUGGUGGAGUUCGCCAUGCAUUGAAGCGAAUGUAUGUCAAUAACAUGCCAGACCUCAACGUUUGUAAAAGGGAAAUUACAAUUAUGAAAGAGCUGUCUGGUCACAAAAAUAUCGUGGGUUAUUUGGACUGUGCUGUUAAUUCAAUUAGUGAUAAUGUAUGGGAAGUGCUUAUCUUAAUGGAAUAUUGUCGAGCUGGGCAGGUAGUGAAUCAGAUGAAUAAGAAGCUGCAGACAGGUUUUACAGAAUCAGAAGUGUUGCAGAUCUUCUGUGAUACCUGUGAAGCUGUUGCAAGGUUGCAUCAAUGUAAGACUCCAAUAAUUCACCGGGAUCUGAAGGUAGAAAAUAUUUUGUUGAAUGAUGGUGGAAACUAUGUGCUUUGUGACUUUGGCAGUGCCACUAAUAAAUUUCUUAAUCCUCAAAAAGAUGGAGUUAAUGUAGUAGAAGAAGAAAUUAAAAAGUAUACAACUCUGUCAUACAGAGCCCCUGAAAUGAUCAACCUUUAUGGAGGGAAACCCAUCACCACCAAGGCUGAUAUCUGGGCACUGGGAUGUUUACUAUAUAAACUUUGUUUCUUCACUCUUCCUUUUGGUGAGAGUCAGGUUGCUAUCUGUGACGGCAACUUCACCAUCCCAGACAAUUCUCGUUACUCCCAUAACAUACAUUGCUUGAUAAGGUUCAUGCUUGAACCAGAUCCAGAGCGUAGACCUGAUAUAUUUCAAGUGUCCUAUUUCGCAUUUAAAUUUGCCAAAAAGGAUUGUCCAGUCUCCAACAUCAAUAAUUCUUCUAUUCCUUCAGCUCUUCCUGAACCGAUGACUGCUAGUGAGGCAGCUUCUAGGAAAAGCCAAAUAAAAACCAGAAUAACAGAUACCAUUGGACCAACAGAAACCUCAAUUGCACCAAGACAAAGACCAAAGGCCAACUCUGCUACUGCCACUCCCAGUGUGCUGACCAUUCAGAGUUCAACAACACCUGUUAAAGUCCCUGCUCCUGGUGAAUUCAGUAACCACAGACCAAAAGGAGCAGUGAGAGCUGGAAAUGGCUCUGAGAUUUUAUUGGGUCAGGGGCCCCCUCAGCAGCCUCCACAGCAGCAUAGAGUACUUCAGCAACUACAACAAGGAGAUUGGAGAUUGCAGCAGCUUCAUUUACAGCAUCGUCAUUCUCACCAGCAGCAACAGCAGCAUCAGCUACAUCAGGAUGCUUAUAUGCAGCAGUAUCAACAUGCAAUGCAGCAGCAACAGAUACUUCAACAACAGUUUUUAAUGCAUUCAGUAUAUCAGCCACAACCUUCUGCAUCACAGUAUCCUGCAAUGAUGCAGCAGUAUCAGCAGGCUUUCUUGCAGCACCAAAUGCUAGCUCAGCAUCAGCAGUCUCAACAACAGGCAUCACCUGAAUAUCUUACCUCCCCUCAAGAGUUCUCACCGGCUUUAGUUUCUUACACUUCAUCACUUCCAGCGCAGGUUGGAACCAUAAUGGACUCCUCUUAUAGUGCCAAUAGGCCAAUUGCUGAUAAAGAGGCAGUUGCAAAUAUUGCAAAUCAGAAGAACAUCAGUAACCCACCUGAUAUGUCAGGGUGGAAUCCUUUUGGAGAGGAUAAUUUCUCCAAGUUAACAGAAGAGGAACUGUUGGACAGAGAAUUUGACCUUCUGAGAUCAAACAGGCUCGAGGAGAGAGCUUCCUCAGAUAAGAAUGUAGACCCACUUUCUGCUCCACAUAACCAUCCUCCAGAAGAUCCCUUUGGUUCUGUUCCUUUCAUAUCUCACUCAGGUUCUCCUGCAAAGCAAAUUGAACGUUCAUCCAUGAAUCAAGAAAACAGCACUGCAAACCCUAUCAAGAAUAGAAAAGUAAGUCCUGUAUCUAAAGACCACCGGACUGGAAAGAAAGCCUCAGAGAAUUCAUCAGUACAGGGUCAAGUGCAAAAGGGGAAUGAUGAAUCUGAAAGUGAUUUUGAAUCUGAUCCUCCUUCUCCUAAGAGCAGUGAAGAGGAAGAGCAGGAGGAUGAAGAAGUUCUUCAGGGAGAACAAGGAGAUUUUAAUGAUGAUGAUACGGAACCGGAAAAUCUGGGUCAUAGGCCUCUCCUCAUGGAUUCUGAAGAUGAGGAAGAAGAAGAGAAACAUAGCUCUGAUUCUGAUUAUGAGCAGGCCAAAGCAAAGUACAGCGACGUGAGCCCUGUCUACAGAGACAAGCCUGGCAGUGGACCAAUCCAAGAUCCCAAUGUAGCACUCCUCGCCCCAACCCAAUUACCCUCUGAUGUUGGAGUGGAGACUCCCAAACAGGAGUUUGAUGUAUUUGGUGCCGUCCCCUUCUUUGCAGUGCGUGCUCAACAGCCCCAACAAGGAGAGAAUGAAAAGAAUCUCUUUCAGCAGACCCAUUUUCCUACUGUGGGACUAGAGCAAGAGGAAUUUGAUGUAUUCACAAAGGCACCCUUUAGCAAGAAGGUGAAUGUACAAGACUGCCGUGCAGUGGGGCUUGAAGCACAUACUCUCCCUGGUUGUCCCAAAAGUGUAGAUAUAUUUGGCUCCACUCCAUUUCAGCCCUUUCCCACAUCAGCAAGUAAAAGUGGCAGCAAUGAGGACCUUUUUGGGCUUGUGCCCUUUGAGGAAAUAACUGGGAGCCAGCAGCAGAAAGUUAAACAGCGUAGCUUACAGAAAUUGUCUUCUCGCCAAAGGCGCACCAAGCAGGAUAUGUCCAAAAGUAAUGGGAAACGGCAUCACGGCACGCCAACUAGCACAAAGAAGACUGUGAAGCCCACCUACCGCACUCCAGAGAGGGCUCGCAGGCACAAAAAAGUGGGCCGCCGAGACUCGCAGAGCAGCAAUGAAUUUUUAACCAUCUCAGACUCCAAGGAGAACAUUAGUGUUGCUCUGACUGAUGGGAAAGACAGAGGGAAUGUCCUGCAACCCGAGGAGAGUCUGUUGGACCCCUUUGGUGCCAAGCCCUUCCAUCCUCCAGACCUGCCAUGGCACCCUUCACAUCAGGGCCUGAGCGACAUCUGUGCUGAGCACAAUCCUGUCCUGCCUGGGCGGCCAAGACCGAAUUCACUACAUGGGUCAUUCCACAGUGCAGAUGCGUUGAAAAUGGAUGAUUUUGGUGCCGUGCCCUUUACAGAACUUGUGGUGCAAAGCAUCACUUCACAUCAGUCCCAACAGUCCCAAUCAGUUGAAUUAGACCCAUUUGGUGCUGCUCCAUUUCCUUCUAAACAGUAGAUACUUCUGAUGGACUCUUAGCGUUAACUCCUGUUUCAAAAAAGUAUGAAUAGUUUUAUGAAUUUGAAAGAAAAUUUAUUUGUAUAGCUCUUUAUAUCAUUCAUUCUUACAGGUCAAUCAGAAUAGGUGAUUUUUAAAUAAACCAAAUAGAAAAGGAAGUAUCUCCACAGGGUAGUGACCUGAUAUCUCUUCCACACGGGAGGAAAUGGAGCUGAAUUGCAAGCUCUAAGCCAGGGUUUCAGCUACUGACAUGACUGCACAGAAAUCCAGGAAGAGCACAUGGCCCCUUUCCAGUUGUGUAGCCACCGAAAAGGGACUGGAAAGCUGCGUCGCGGUUUUUAUAACAGAAUGUCACUUUUGUGUGCAUAUCCCAGGCUCAUUCCAGAAUCCAGCAUCUAAGACUAAGCUUAUUUGUACAUACACAGGUUGCAUUUGUGGAUUUUUUAAGGUCUCUUCUAAUUUCCACCACGUUAAAAAAAAUCUAGUUCUCAUCAAGAAUUAGAAAGUUAUUCUCUGGAGAGCACAGAGAUUUUAGUCCUUAGACCGUUGUCUACAGAGCAGAGCCAGAAGUAACUGACUAUCGUGCCUAAAGCUGUUCCAUUUUAAAAAACAAGUGCCAUUAAUAUGGAAUAUCUACAUAGAAGCCUAGAACAAAACCUAAGACAAAUAUCUGAUGUGUGGAAAAUAUAAAAGAAAAAAAAAGAAGAGAAAAAAACAGUACUUUAGAAACACUUUAUAUUGUUUUUGAAUGGCUUCAUGCUGAAAACUUUUAUUAUCAUUGUCCCUAAUAAAGCAGAUUAUUGGAAAAAUUGGGAGUGAGGACAAGGGUUACAUAGAAAUUUUAUUUCAGGAAAAAGAUAUGUAGCUGAAACCCUGAGUUUUUAAGACGUUUACAAUGUGAAAUCAUGUUGCAUUUAAUAAUGUACUUUAUUAAAUUACCACCUUCACUAAAUAUUCCCCAACAACUUUUUAGCUAGGUUUGGAGGGUGGAGUAGGUUUAAUAAAGUGCACAGAGCAAUGAAACCCACAAAGCCUUAUAGGCAGGACUCACGCAUCCUGCUGCAAGUACCUCUGCACUAACAUAAGAUCUUAAAGUGGCUGGAAGGUGUUAGAUGAUGAAGGACUAGCAUCUUAACUCUGCUAGUCGACUGUGUCUUCAGUGAAAAGAACCCAGCUACCAAAUUGCCUUUUUUUACACCACAAAUCCUAAUUAGAAACUUGAGAUUUUAUAGAAAUUGUUUAAUAAGAUAGAAAUUACAUAUAUGAAUUAAUGUGAAUACAGUAUCUGUGCUUCCUGUGUCUCCAACUAUUUUAAGUUAUAAUUAACUGUCCUUCCCUAUCAAAUUGACAUGUAGAAGUUUGUAGAACUGUUAAAGCUAUUUACAAAAAAGGAAACUCUUAUCAACUGGCACUCUCCUUGAUGGCUAUAUUUUAAAUUAACUCUGAACCCAAUUAAAGUGUAUUGUAUGAGUAAUCGUAUGAGAAUCUCUUAAUUAUAGUGCCCCAACUGGGACGAGCUAUUUGCUUGUCUUCAUAGUUCUAAACUUGGAAAGAAGGAAAGUAUAUGUAACUAAACCAUAUAUUCACUUUUUAUUGCUUCUCUUUUCUCUUUUAUGUUUGAAAUCAGAUACAAAUUUGUGAACAGGGAAGCAAUAUGUGAAUCACAGUGUAGCAGAGGCAGACCAAGCAUUACAGUACUGCUUAAGAGCUAUACUUUUAGAGCCCGACUGCACCAAUUACCUGUCCUUGUGCCAAAGGCAAAUAUUAUGUUUGCACCUUUUUUUUUUUCUGAUUCUCAGGUUAAUACUGCUAAUGCAAAUGCUCAAGUAGAUGUUCUUUAAAACUUUACAAAAUAGAUUCAAGUGAUACUUUCUUUUAAAAGUGAAGAGUUGAUGAUUACACCUAGUAAAUUCAUGAACUACAGUAGGUUUGUAUCAAACAGAAUUUUUUUUUUAAUGAAAAUCUCUUGGUUGACAUGUACACAGUAUGCUUCUUUGACUAUUUUAGUCCUUGGCCUUGGUCUCUGCUAGACCUCAUGGGUUCCAUAAUUUAGAAGGGGUAGUGGAUGAAUUAGUGUGCUCUCCUUGGGAUGGAUACAUGAAAUUCCUAGAGUCUAUCUGAUACCAAGUCCUCGCUUAUACUUUCUUUUCAAUACAUUGAAUAAUUUUAAAUGAUUUAGACACUGAUGUAGACACUUGGGCUUACAAUACUGGAUAAAUUCUAAGGAAACAACUUUGACAUCGUUUAAAAUAUUUACAUUCUUAUGUUUAUUACAUCACAGCCCCGUGACUUUCCUCUUUUGAGAUUAUAACUCAGAGGAAACAUUUAGGAUUCAAUAGGGGACCCAAUGGGACAGAAAUGAGGAGAUCCCUUUGUGCUGAAAUAGAGGCAUUUUCCCAAGGAGGACGUGAUUUAGAGUUGCUUUCCGUUUUCCAUCAUCUCCUCCCACUACUGUUAGGAUGGAGGUCACUCCACACAGCUGAUGCCCAUAUGAGAAUUAUGAGAAUAAAGUUCCCAAGGCAUGUGAAAGAGCUUAACACAGCUUAAUACUUGGCACACAGCACUCAGUAAAAGUAUGGCUCUAUUAUGGGAUGGUCCAAUUCCUGUUUAAGGAAGGAAUGUUGAAAAGUUAUUUUCUUAUUAUUAAUCAGGUGUCCUCUGUGCUUCUUUAGCAUGUAAAGUAGUCAUAACUCUAAACCUGUAAUACUUGAACAUCACUAAGGAAAGUAAAAUAUUAUGAAGCUAGCAAAAAUCUGAGGCCAAAGUUAUUUCUGUCCUAACAGCUUUAAUAAUGCUUGUUGAUUUUGAAUAAUCUUUUCAAAAGUGGACCAUUUGCUUAAUUAUUUUAGUAUUAUCACUUCAGCAAAAAUGUUGGUGUUAAAAAGAUCAGCUUUUAUAGCAUUGAAGAAUGUAUCUGUUAAGACCCGAAAGUUGCUUGGUACAUAUAUUAGGUGGAGGAGGAAAGGCUGUAGGCUGGAUGAAAAUUUGACUAGAAAGUGAGUUCAGAAGCGAUUAAGCAGUAUGGAUUGGGAAAUAGUGUAAUUCUUCCACUGACCCGCCCCUUCCCUGUGUGUGUAUUUGGGCACAGUUAUGACAUUAUUUGGAAUUGUAGAUAGAUGUACCUUCUACCUUGUUUAUUGUUUAACAGUGACAGAUUGUUGUCCUCAUCUUGCUAGUGGAAAAUACUAAGAUGGAGCCCACUCUUCUACUCUCGAUGUUCAUCAGGCAGAGCAGAUUUCUUACUGUUCAGCUACUCUGCUUGGUUUAUUUUAGGUUUUGGUACUUCACAUAAGCAUUGCUAGAAGGUACAUGUGUAUUAAUAUCGCUAGUUCUGAGGAGUUUGGGUACAUUUGUUUUCAUAUAUGUAGAAUCUGCAGUAAACUUUUCCUUCUCCUUUCUUUUUAGCAAAAUUACUCAACAUUUUAGGUCCAGUAUUGAGCUGACAGAUCUACUGUGAGAAUGAGAUGACAUAUCUACUGUGAGAAUAACAUAAAUGAUAGUUUAUUUGAAAACUUUUAUACAUACUUGUGUUUAUAUGUUAAGAUAAAUAUAUAAACACACACAUGCAUGCACAUAUCACAUCUCUUUACUGCAGAGUUAAUGUGAAUUUUUAAAUUUUAAGUGGAAUUGCAACCACAAUCAUUACUAAAAGAACAUUCACUCCUAGUGAAGGUUUACAAAAGCCACUAAAAGAAUAAGGUAGACAGAUGAAAAUGCAAAGGGUCAUCAUUUGGGGUUAUUUUUAUUUAAAAAUUUAUUGUGCUACUUUUGAAAGAGAAUUGUUUUUAUUACUAUGCUCUUUUUGUGAUUGAAAAGUCAUCUAAUAGUAACCAGUAUAGUAAUAGUAAGCUACUUUUUAAUUGCUGGCAAACAGCUUUAAGUGCACUUUCUUUGAUUACACUUCCAUUUUUUGUUAAACUUGAAUUUUCUGAAGCCUUUUAUGUACCACUAAGCAAAUAACUUUUAAUAAACCUGAUUUACAUCUUUAUUAUAUUUCUAAUUGUUAUAAAACAUACUUUCUGAAGUAACUUCAAUCCUCAGAUAUAGCUGGGAAACUGUUGAGAUAGAAUCAGUUGCUUUUGUUUUUCUUCUUUUAUCUAAUUAAGCACUAAGUGAUUUUACUACUUUAUUGCCUUUACAUUGCUUAUUCUUAUUGACUGAAUUCUGUCCUUCAUUCACUUUGUUUUGUUUGAAAUUUAAAGUUAUUUUCUUACUGUAUUUAUCAUACCUACUGUUUUAAUAAUCUGCUUUCUUUAAAUGCAAUAAAUCCCAAAUGGAUUGCAUAUUCUUUAUAAUCACUGAGUUCGGAGUUUUUCAUUAUUUGUCUCAUUAAAAG